This is a messenger RNA of Rhopalosiphum padi (bird cherry-oat aphid), 2031 nucleotides long. RefSeq lists its product as uncharacterized. Bases 219 to 1931 code for a protein of 570 amino acids. The record is from RefSeq and is a predicted model, not a curated record. Lineage: Eukaryota; Metazoa; Arthropoda; Insecta; Hemiptera; Aphididae. Gene Ontology annotation, molecular function: nucleic acid binding. The transcript has 3 exons.
GCCAAUUUCGGUCUGUGCCCAGUGCCCCAGUCCUAGUGAUCAGUGGCAUAGAAUAAAGAUUAGUGGUCAGUGGUCACUGUUCAGUACAGAGUUCCAGUCUCCAGAGUUAAUCAGUGAAUUACGCAUUUACCUACGUUUGCGUUGACAGAUUAACGCAUCCCCUAUUUGAAUCGUAUUGUACUGUUUUUUUCUUUUGAAUUGUGUGAAUAUUUUCUAAAAUGAAUUUAUCUAACAAAGAAAUCAAUUCGUUAUUGUUGAACAAAUCGGCCAUAACGGAAAAUUAUAAUUCUGCGACACCUGUCGUUCAAAAUCUUGAUUUGAAAUCAUCCGUUAAAAAAAAAAAAGAACGAAUAAUCGAAAGUGGAGUUAAAAUUAUGAUUAUUAAUCUUUAUAAAUCUAAAAUCAUGGAAAUGCAAAACCAAUCUAAUAUUAACUAUGAUGAUUUAAUGGUAACUUUGUCAAAAUGCUCAGGAAUUAAACUUCGUUCAAUUAUAGAGGUUGUGAAUGAGUACAGAGUGUCUAAACAAUUAAAGCCUGUGAAACUACCUGAAAGAAAGUCGACCGCAACGGAAAAUUCUGCGACGCCUGUCGUACAAAAUCUUGAUUUGAAAUCAUCCAUUAAUAAAAGAAAAGAACGGAUAAUCGAAAGUGGAGAAAAAAUUAUGAUUAUUAAUCUUUAUAAAUCCAAAAUCAUGGAAAUGCAAAACCAAUCUAAUAUUAACUAUGAUGAUUUAAUGGUAACUUUGUCAAAAGAAACAGAAAUUAGUCUUCGUUCAAUUACAGAGAUCGUGAACGAGUACAGAGAGUCCAAAAAAAUUGGUCAUGUAAAGUCACCGGACAGAAAAAGAAAUCGUCCGAUAAUCGACGAUAAAAUUGAUGAAUUCAAUAAAAUUGCAAUUAGAAAAAAAAUCCAUGCAUUUUGGUUAAAACGUGAAAUACCGACAUUGCCGAAAAUUCUACAGGUCAUUAAGAAUGAUCCGGACCUUCCGAAUAUAUCUCAAUCACAUUUUUAUCGGGUAUUAAAGGAGUUGAAUUUUAAAUUCACUAAAAGAAAACAGGACAGAGCAUUAACUGAAACAGAAGAUCUCGUAGUAUGGCGACAGAAUUACAUUAAAGACAUACGACGUUAUCGGAGCGAAGGUCGAAUAAUAUACUAUUUAGAUGAAAUGUCGAUAAAUGUCGAUGACUGUAUUGGAGAUACAUUAAUAAAUAGAUUAUCUACAGGACCGAAAAAUCCAACAGCCGAAGGGGAAUGUUUGUUAGCCUUCCAUAUAGGUUCAAUUGAAGGCUUCGUCGAUGGUUGUUUGAUGUGUUAUAAUUAUAAACAAAAAAAAAACGCGACCAACUACUGCGACGAAUUUAUUAGCAACAUUUUUUAUGAUUGGUUUUGUGGAGUUUUGCCUAGGUUAAAGGAUAAUUGUAUUAUAGUAAUGGACAAUAUUUCGUAUCACUCGCUCAAAAAAGAACCUAUUCCCACAAUGGAUUGGAAAAAGGAAAACAUAAUAAAAUGGCUGGUGUCUAAAAAUUGCGUCGUCGAUAAGUCAAUAAUCAAACAUCUAUUAAUGGAAAAGGUAAAUGAAAUCAAACCUUUCCAUGACAAAUAUUUAAUAGAUGAAGAAGCGUUAAAAGUUAAUAAAGUGGUCUUGCGUUUACCUCCUCACCACGAUGAACUAAAUCCUAUUGAGCUAGCGUGGUCGAUGGUAAAAAGUCAUGUAAAACAACACAAUACUACGUGCAAGUUGAGUGAUGUAAAGAAGCUACUCAGCGAUGGAAUUCAACGCAUAACACCCGAAAUGUGGGCUAAUUUUGUUAGCCACACAUUCACAGAGGAAGAUAAAUUGUACAAAAUCGACUUCAUUGUUGACGAAAUAUUAGAUUCAGUAUCGGAUCAGAUACAAACAAGAGACACUUCCUCAGACUUUUCUGAUUGAUAUUAUGUAUGUAUAUCUAAUUAUUUUAUUUUAAAAUUGGUAAUUGUAUGUAUUUUUUUUUCAUAUUAUAAUAAACAUUUUUAAGCGUUUUGGACAUUUA